Molecule: messenger RNA, 1617 nt
Organism: Eutrema salsugineum
Lineage: Eukaryota; Viridiplantae; Streptophyta; Magnoliopsida; Brassicales; Brassicaceae
Exons: 6
Coding region: 1-1617 (538 amino acids)
Source: RefSeq, a predicted model, not a curated record
AUGGAAAACGCCAAUGGACUUAAUCCACCACCUGCACCGCGUGGUAAUGCUGUGAUCGUUCCACAUCAGAGAAACGCUCCAGAGGAUCGGAAUGUGAGGGAACCUGCACUUGCAGCUGGUCAUGGACGAAUACUUGGAGAUUACAACAGGCCUGAGCAGUUCUAUGCAAAUCCUAACUGGUUGAAGCAGUUGAAGCCAGGAUCACUCACUACUUGGGAAGAGACCAGGAAUGCUUUCCUGCACAACUUCUUCGAUGAUGCUAGGUCUGAGGAGUUGAGAACGAAGAUUUCGACUUUCUCUCAGGAACCAACUAAAGCGUUCAAAGCUUCUUGGGUGCGAUUCAAAUCGUACCAGCGAGACUGCCUCCAUCAUGGCUUCAGCGAUGUGCAGCUGUUAGGUAUCUUCUUCAGAGGUAUUGAUUGGAGCAAUAGCACCAAGAAUGCAGCUCUUGAGCGAAAGAAGCAAGCUGGAAACAUGGAUAGAUCGCAGAUCGCUGAGGUGAAAGGUAAACUUGACUCUGUGCACAGCCUUUUAGUGGGUAAGAAGUCUGUCAGAUUCUCACAGGAGGUGGAGAGUUUCGAACCUGAGGAUGAAGCUGAGGUGGAGGAUGUCAACUUUGUCAGUGAAUCAGGAUUUCAGGGUCAGAGCCUCAGUAAUCAGAACUUAUCUGGUUACACGCCUAAGCCUCAGCCCUUUUCCAACAACAGUUUCUCCAGAAAUUACAGCACUCCUUCAUCUCAACCUCAAAAUCCUGACAAUGAGAUGAAGUCUAUGCUGGAACAAAUUCUGGAAGGUCAGCAGAAGCUCAUCGUGGACUUUAAUGGGAAGAUGGAUGCUCUCUACCUUGAUCUGAAUGGAAAAAUCGAAGCUCUGAACACUCAUGUCAAGCAGCUCGAUACCCAGGUUGCUCAAACUGCAGGUUCUGUUAAAAGGCAAGAAGGUUUUCUUCCUGGGAAGACUGACACCAAUCCAAGGCAUCACUGCAGUGCUAUCACGUUGAGGAGUGAGGAGAAGGCUUACAAACCUAAAGUUCCUUACCCAAGGAGCCCUAGGAAGUCCAAGCAAGAGCUUGAUGAUGCACGAUGCAAAGCCCUGAUGGAAAAGCUUGUGAUUGAGAUUCCCUUGGUUGAUGCUGUGAAAUUCACUCCUGUUAUCAGGCGUUAUGUGAAGCGAAUGGUGACUAAUAAUCUCAGCCAUGAACAAGUAGUGAUGAUGAUUUCUGAGCAAGUCAGUGCAGUGAUUCAGAACCGAAUUCCGGAGAAGCUGUCUGAUCCAGAAAGCUUUGUCUUGGAUUUCUCUAUCUUCACAGAGAGAUUCAAGAGAUCGAUGUGUGAUCUGGGUUCAAGUGUUAACCUCAUGCCUUAUUCAGUAGCUGUCAAUCUCGGUAUGACUGACUUCAAGCCGACAAGGAUAUCUCUCAUCCUAGCUGAUCGUUUGACAAGGAUACCUGAAGGGGUGCUAGAAGAUGUUCCAAUCAAGGUUGGAGACUGCAUGAUACCAACUGAUUUUGUGGUUCUGGAGUAUGGUGAGGAGCCUAAAGAUCCUCUUAUCCUUGGGAGACCUUUUCUAGCUACAGCAAGCGCUAUUAUUGAGUCAGGAAAGGCAGGAUCGCUCUGA